Molecule: messenger RNA, 9713 nt
Organism: Coregonus sp. 'balchen'
Lineage: Eukaryota; Metazoa; Chordata; Actinopteri; Salmoniformes; Salmonidae
Source: the annotation of a GenBank genome assembly
GCGUCCCAUACUUUGAAAGCGAGGAAAUAAUAGAUACAGAGUCAGUGAAAGGGGGUGGUUCAUUUGACCAGAUCCAAACCACGGCUUGAAUAAUACAGAAACGUUGCUUUCAGCACCGUGGACAGCAACCCAGCCUACCCACUGUGAUUGUUGAUGCAGGUGAGUCUAUUGCAUUGUGCUAUAUACAACCUGAUUUACUUAUGGAAACACAAGACAGCAUAUUUUAAUUUAAUUUAGUUAAAAUGUUAAGCUUAACAGCAAUGAUGAAAAGUAAUUGUCGCAAUGGUGAUCAAGAAGGAGAAAAAAAUGAUGCUGUUAUUCUGUCUCUGCAUGUGCAGAGCGUUAUGGCACAGACAAACUGCUUUCAUCGACUUUUUUUGAUGGCACUAUGCAGUAUGCUGUGUACCAGGACCAUGAGUCUACCUGCUGUCGCCGCGUACUCAGUCAGGUAACGAUAUUUUAUGAUUUUGUUCUGACUUCUGUUCUGAUAUAUUCCUAAUGCUAAAUUAAUGAAAAGCUGACUUGAAAAGCGUCUUGUUACAGUCGCUGAAAAAUACAGACAGAUUUUCAUUAUCUUGUUUAUGAUAACCAUAUAGCCCAUAUGACUGUCACUACUAAAACAACGUGUAAAUUAUUCUGGUCUAGCUAAAUGAUUCUGAUUGGAAAGUGUUGGUGUGUAUUAAACAUACUGUAUGUUUAGAUUCAUCUCUGCCAUCCUGAAUUUCUUAAAAGGAACUUUUAAGAAGAAACUCAAAAGAAAAACAUUAUCACAUAAAACAUUUGGUGAAUUCGACAAUGUAGCGAUUGAGAAAUGAAAUAAUAAAUAAUGUAAUUGGUCAAUUAUGUAUAUUGAAUUUGAUGUGACGAUGGACUCACUUAUUGCUUCCAUUCUAUAGGUCAGGGACUGUUGAGACAGAUGGAAAGGGUGACUGGGAGCAGAGCCUGUCAAUAAAUGACAUGGAAACCCUUAAACUUCUCUAUGAUAUAAUUGCAAGGUAAUGGUCACAUUCACUUAAUUACAAAAUGGUUUGUGAUGAAAUCAGUCCCUCACUUAUGUUUCUCAGCACAGAAUCUAAUGAAAUUGGUUCCUCCUAUGGAUAUUAAUGCACGUCUGUUAUAUAGGUAUCUGUUCCGCUGUCUUUUCUGAUGGGCCAAAUCUGUAUUACAAUUAAAAAUAAAAUGUGUAGUGUUGUUAGCCAAUGAUAAUUGAUAAUUGGCUAUCAUCUACAGCAGAUAUCAUUGCAGUAUUAUACAUUAUGAUAGAAUAUGUACAGGAGAUGUGUAGGAUAAUUGUAAUAUAUACUGAACACAAAAUAAAUACAACAUGCAAUGAUUUCAAAGAUGUUCCUGAGUUACAGUUCAUAUUAGGAAAUCAGUCAAUUGAAAUAAAUUCAUUAGGCCCUAAUCUAUGGAUUUCACAUGACUGGGAAUAAAGAUAUGCAUCUGUUGGUCACAGAUACUGUAAAAACAAGUAGGGGAGUGGAUCAGAAAACCAGUCAGUAUCUGCUGUGACCACCAUUUGCAUUCGAUAGAGUUGAUCAGGCUAUCGAUUGUGGCCUGUGAAAUGUUGUCCCACUCCUCUUCAAAUGGCUGUGCGAAGUUGCUGGAUAUUGGUGGGAACUAGAACACGCUAUCGUACACGUCGAUCCAGAGUAUCCCAAACAUGCUCAAUGGGUGACAUGUCUGGUGAGUAUGCAGGCCAUGGAAGAACUGGGACAUUUUCAGCUUCGAGGAAUUGUGUAGAGAUCCUUGCGACAUGCUGAAACAGGGGAUGAUUGCGGCGGAUGUAUAGCAUGACAAUGGGCCUCAAGAUCUCGUCAUGGUAUCUCUGUGCAUUCAAAUUGCUAUCGAUAAAAUGCAAUUAUGUUUGUUGUCCGUAGCUUAUGCCUGCCCAUACUACAACCCCAUCGCCACCAUGGGGCACUCUGUUCACAACGUUGACAUCAGCAAACCGCUCGCCCACACAACGCCAUAAACAUGGUCUGCGGUUGCGAGGCCAGUUGGACGUACUGCCAAAUUCUCUAAAACGACGUUGGAGGUGGCUUAUGGUAGAGAAAUGAACAUUACAUUAUCUGGCAAUAGCUCUGGUGUACAUUCCUGCAGUCAGCAUGCCAAUUGCACGCUCCCUCCAAACUUGAGACAUCUGCGGCAAUGCGUUGUGUGACAAAACUGCACACUUUAAAGUGGCCUUUUAUUGUCCCCAGCACAAGGUGCACCUGUGUAAUGAUCAUGCUGUUUAAUCAGCUUCUUGAUAUGCCACACCUGUCAGGUGGAUGGAUUAUCUUGGCAAAGGAGGAAUGCUCACUAACAGGGAUGUAAACAAAUUUGUGUUCAAAAUUUGAGUGAAAUAAGUUUUUUGUGCAUAUGGAACAUUUCUGGGAUCUUUUAUUUCAGCUCAUGAAACAUGGGACCAACACUUUACAUGUUGCGUUUAUAUUUUUGUUCAGUAUAGUUAAUACUUUUUACAGAUGAGGUACAGGAGUGGUUCCCAACCUUUUUUCGGUUACUCUACUACCAACUGAAUUUAUUUCAUGUGCAUUUUACCAGUAGGCCUAUGGUCGCAUGAGUCUUCUCAAGUACCCACUGUGGAUAGGCUAAGUACCCCUGGUCGGGAACCACUGGUCUACAGAUAGCUUUGGAGUUUAAUAAGGCAACAUUGACCUCACAUCAGGAUUCACCAACCUACUCAGGUUCCCACAGUUUAACUUUUGCAUACUAAAUAGUGGAUACCACCUGAUGAGGCUAAAGUUCUUAGCAUUAGAUGUCAAACGUUCUGAAGUGCCUGUCACCAGCAAUUAACACUUUGUGACUGUGACAUACUGUCUGCAACAAUCAAAAGUUAAUUAAUGUGACUAUUGCACUUAACAGAUUUUGUCCUGAAUCUAGUGAAAGCAUUUUAUGAAUCUUUUUUUUAGACCAACAAGACACGCAGAUGGUCUCUUCACAAGUGGCUACAGCAAACUUUUAGGAAAGCUUUCGGCCAAGGACUACCUUGAAUCCUUGAUUGCAAAGCGAGUCAGGUACAACUUUCAUAUAGUAACCAUAAAAUGUGGUCUGAGGGACUCUAAUUUAUCUUGGUCUAUACCUCUAUUUCUAACAUUCACGAUGUAGUCAAUCAGUAUGUUAAAUAUCAAAUAGCUCUAAGGUAGGUUGACCGAAAUAAACACCCAUGGUUUGAAUUAAAGUUUUAAAGCUGAGAAGUUCACAGACGUUUAUCACAACAAUGUCGCAUUUGCGUUCCUGCCAGUUCAUCCUGACGAUCAAUUCAUUUUACCGAUGUAAUGCCACUGCGAUUUGGCUUGACUGACUCGUCAAUUGUGUUCAUGAGGUCUUAGUAGUACGUGAGGGACUAUGUUUAGACAAGUUAUAUCUCACUUAUAUUGCCACAUUUCUCUAAUUACUGCAACAUGAUUAGGAUUAAAGAACAUUACAAUGGGUAGUAACUUAAUGUUGAAUUAAUGUAAAAUAUUCCCUGUUUGUGUUUUUAGCAACAAUAAUGUCUGCCAUGGUUUUCCCAAAAAUUAUCCCUUCUAGUGCUGCCUCAAAUCUCCCAGUAGUCAAUCAGAAGGGCCUUUGGGGAUAAUUAUUCCUGUGUAGUGACCAUCGGUUGGUCAUUGUGGUAAUGCCCAGGUUGCAGUUCCCCUCAAACUGAACAUUUUGAGUCCCUAUGGAUUGGAAUCUCCCUGAAUAUGGCAGAGAUCCCUGAAACAAUGCCCUGUGCAGGUCCGUACUGCCCGAUCAGAAGUGGCACUAACCUUCCACAUGGUUGCAUUAUUUUCAGAGAACGCAUAGAGCCCCGAGUUGAUUAUCCUGACCAUACUGCGAUUAUAAUUUAACACACACACACAAUUGCCGGUAGAAAUGUGUUCAACAUCCACUGAAGAUGCUAGCAAGUUUACUACUGUAUAUAGCUACAGUAAAGUGCCGUCGUAACAGAACAAAGAGACUUGGUGACUAACCAAACCAUUUGUCCUCCUUAAUAUUGGCUAGCUAACUAUUUAUACAAAUGGAAUUCAACAAUGCCAAUAGUGUUUUUAAUUCGGCUUGAACGAUCAGCUGAAACAUAACAUGUAAGAAUGUUGGUUUCGCCACUUGCAACAUUCUAUCAGCUAUAGCUACAGCACAGACCAUAAUCUGUGGGCAAAUGCCUGUUAACAGUUCUAUCUGAAUUAUUAGUGCACACUCCAAGAAAUAAUGCAUACCCUAGAAUGCCCUUCAAGCCAAUCAUAAACAAGUAGAAUUAGUAACUAAUGUUUUUGUCUAGCAACCAGGUAAAAAGAACGACUGAUGUGUUUUUGCUGAAACUACUUCAUAGCCGUUGGUUAUUGUCGUGCAUUACUGAGAAAUAAUGCACACUCUAUAAUGCUCUUCAAGCCAAUCAGAAACGAGUAUUCAACAAUGCCAAGUAUGUUUCAACAAUUCAUAAGGUCUUGUAUAUCAUUGUACAACGUGUAAACCAGUGAACAAGUAAAACUUGCUUUGAUCAGAUUUGAUUGUAAUAGAUAAUUUUUUGUUCACUAAUUAUAUUUUCAUUUGUAGUAAUGACCUCAUGGAGGACCAGUUGCCAGUAAAACGCCACUCAGACGCUGUAUUUACAGACAACUACAGCCGCUACGGAAAACAGAUGGCCAUCAAGAAAUACUUGAAUUCAGCGCUGUCAAGGAAGAGGAGGUAGGAACCUGGACAGGCCCUAAAAAAAUCUGUUUUUCUUAAUUACAUUUUUUUUUUUUACAUAAAAGACUGGACAAGAUCAUUUAAAAAGUGUAUAAAGCCUGAAUGUAUGUCCAAUGUCUAUUACAACUACUUUGUUCUCCUUUGUGGUUUUACUUCUUGCAUUCUAGCUUGGAGGACCCUACUACUCCAGAAUUAUCCAUUAGGAGUGAGCCUUCCUCACAGCAAACCAGUGAUGACAUCUCAAUUCAUGAACUCCUCAAUAGUCUUUCAUUGGUACAGUAGGCCCUGCUUGGAUAUUACCAUGCUAGUUUAAUGCGUUUUUAACUGAUGUACAGUACUACAUUUCUAUGCUAAUUUCUAACAAAACAAUUGUGAGUUUUUGGUAUUUUAAGAUACUGGAUAUUAGCUUCAGUUGAUAUACUUUAAAUAUUAAUUAAUUAUUAAUAAUAUGAUACUCAUUUGAUAUGCUCCCCACUUUCUCUAUGUGAUUUUUCUAACACAGGGAGACAGAGGCUGACAUCAUGCACACAUCAUGCUAUUAUGUUUUUAUAUUACGAUGCAACAUUUCUGUUCUUUUUUUUCAGACCCUCUAAGGAAUAUCUUCUAAAGUGAACAAAUGGCAAAGCCAGCCAAAAUUAUAUUUGACCAUUAUGUUAUGUCAUGUUAUGUAAUUUCCGCUGUAAAAAUUGUUUUUGCCUCAUGUGGUACAUUUCCUGAAAUUGCUGUGUAGCUGAGUGAUAAUCACAAAACACGGAUAAAUCAAUGGGAGUAUUGCAAACUCAAAGCAUUCUAAAUUAUAUAACAGUAAAGCAUAAUUUUUUGCCAGUACACUGGAGAUUUGCAAUGUUGUUUAAACGCAUUCACCAGUAUUAUAUUAUAUUAUAUACAUGCCAAAUAAUGUGUUAUGUAUUACUUUUUAUUUAUUUAUCCAGUAUUAUGUAUUUAUUUGUCAGUCUUAAAAUGUGUGAAACUAUAGAAAUUCCUAAUACAUUGAGAUAAUAAUGGAGAUGGUUGUGAUAAGACAUUUCAGCAACCCAAUCAACUUGAGCACAGAAAGACGUUAGGAGAGUAGUUUGAAAACGUUUGAGUGAGGAUGACACAGACUAAAACUCUUAGUAGCACUGCUGAUUAUUUAUUCUAUGGUAACAUCAGAAUAGUCUAUUGUUAUUUAAAGAAAAAAUAUAAUAAUAUGGAUUGUUUUUGUGUGUGUCAAUAAAAUUUAAGUGUAAGACUGUCAAUAUUCACCCUUUUCUGUUUCCUUUGGAUUUUUCCCCAAACUGCAACCCCAUGUGAUUGCCCGGUAAUAACAUUGUUAAAUGUUAUUAUACCCUGGCUGCAUCGAACUCGUCUUGAAAGCGUGAGGAUUUCUGUCACCGCUCGCCACUGGUAACAGGUCUCAGAGCAGGAGUGUUGAUCUAGCAUCAGCUCCCCCUAGGGCCCUGGUUUUGUCAUUUGCUCUCAUAUGAAUUCUGGAAACCAAACAGAACACAAGUGUCAACAUGAUUAUAUUCAGAAUCUGGUCCAGGGCAAGGCUGGCGGGAUAAGUCACCAAAAUGGCCAUCAGUAUGUCACAGCAUCCCGCUGGAUGAUUCACAUUCCUGGAAUAAAUAUCACUUUGACAUUUUGUGAUGGUGGGUUCAGGAAGUGGUGGUUGGCACAACAUGGAGGAGUAAAAUGACCCAGGGUUAGACAACAAGCCGGCUUGGCCUAUAGGUAGUCCAUAUGAUAGGCACACUGCAUCAAUUUAAAUGCAUUGAUAAAGAUUAUUUGGACAUCCAGAUUUAAAUAUCUGUUUGCCACAAGUUUCUGUUUACACUCUUAGAAAGAAAGGGUUAGAUUUGUUAUUAAAGGGUUAAUAAUAAUAAUAAUAGUAUGCCAUUUAGCAGAUGCUUUUAUCCAAAGCGACUUACAGUCAUGUGUGCAUACAUUUUUGCGUAUGGGUGGUCCCAGGGAUCGAACCCACUACCCUGGCGUUACAAGCGCCAUGCUCUACCAAUUGAGCUACAGAGGACCACAAACUCUUGUCACUGUGGUGGUCAGUGGCAAACCGUGACUAUUGGACCUAGGCCUUCAGUGGGAAAAAUAACCUUCCAACACGUUGUACCAAACUCAAAAACCAUGACAAUUAACAGAAACAUAGCAUCACUUCCUUAAUGCGCCCAACUGAAUCAAACAAGCCUGAGGCUGAGCCACCCCACUGGGCAAAAACGAGUUCAAUCUGCGUUGUUUCCACAGCAUUUCAUGUGAUGACGUUGAAUCAACAAGGAAAACGAAUUGGAUAUGAAAGUAAAGGGCUUUAUGUUUCUCAAACCGUAUCGCAGUUGUAUGGGCUGUUUUGGCUGCCAGACCCAGUUUACCUCUGAAAAGAACAUAUAAGGUCAUUGGACCUUAAAGGAAAACUCCACCCGAAAAAUAUAUAUAGCUUUCAAAAUACAGAAAUACAGCCGGUAUGAUGCAUUUUGCAUAUGAUGCAAAACGCAGCAUCAUAUGAUGCAAAAUGCAUCAUAUGAUGCAAAAUGCAUCAUACCGAAUGUAUUUCUGUAUUUUGAAAGCUAUAUACCUGUAUCUUGAAAACUUGAUUGCUGACAUGCAAAACAUUUUGGGACUAUUACAAUUUAUAUAUUUUGGGACUAAUAAAAUAUAUAUAUAUUUUUUAAUUUUCCUUGAGUAAGCUCCUUAAGUUUACAUAUUGGGCUACGUUAGUAGUUGUAUUAGUGCAUUACUUCAUACAUAUACCUGUUGUUGGCUUCAAAUAAAGUGUCAUCAAUCGUAUUUUAGUUUAAGCCCUGAAGUGUAAUUAUUAUCACUUCAUACAGUACUUAUAGGCCUAGAUCUAUUCAUAAUAUUUUAGCGAUAACAAUUCCCACCAAGUGGGUUAACCGUAUUGGCGUGAUGAUUGCCUUUCACGGGUUUGCUUCCCUGCCCUGCCGUUCGCUACAUUGGUGUCAGAAGUGGGAUGGGGACUGUGAGGCCAUCGGAGAGGCAUGUACACAUGGGGGACUUGGUGUAGAGGGGCGUGGGGACACGCUCUCCCGUAGGAGGGGUUAAUGUAGCGACCUUAACACAACACCUAGCGACCUUGUCAAGAGGUUCGGACCUCUUUGUGUAACGGUUGGGGUGUUGAUCAUCGGAGAGGCAUAUACACGUGAACGACGUGGAAGGGAAGCAGAUUCGGGUUGCUGGCAUGAAAGGCAAACACCCUAUGCAUCGUACCAAUAGGGUUAACCCACUUGGUGGGAAUUGUAACAUGGUUUAUAUACCAUUAAGGAAAAACCAAAAACACAUGUUUUCAUGUGAUCACGUGAUCAUAUGUGACGUUAAUGUGAUAACAUGUGACAACAUGUAAAGCAACAUGCGAUAACAUGAAACUACACAUGAAAACGUGAUCACGUGAAGUGUUCCAAAAACACGGUUUCACAUGAUUUCACAUUAAAUUGUGUGAUUUUCCACGUGUGAAAUCAGGUGGUUUUUCUGUAAGGGUAGUGAGGAUCGCUACAAUGCCCCUCCGAAAGGGAAGGCACAUACCAGUGCUAUGACUACACAGCCCCCUCACACGUUCAGACCCCACUUUUGACACUAAUGUAGCAAACCAUGGGGUAGGGAAGUGAAUCCGGCAGCAGGUGUGAAAGGCAAACAACCUACGCAUAGCUCCAAUAGGGUUAACCCACUUUGUAGGAAUUGUAACCUGCCUCAUAUAGUGAGGAUCGCUACAAUAUUAAGCAGAGGAACUGCAUAUGGAAAGAAAGGUGUUCUUUGACUUCACGUUGUGGCUAAAGGCGUCAUCAUGCCUCAGUUCGGCUGGCGGCUAGCUGACGUCAGCUAGGCGAACCGAACGAGUGUGCUCUCAUAGUCUCUUAAAAUAACUUUGCUUGAAAAACAAGAACAAAGCGGCAAUAGUACUGUUUGUCCAUUUUGAGACGCCAUAGCCAGUAUACACUUCCUCAAAAUUGUCACAAUUAGAUAACUCAAAACAUCUGUCAUUAAUUUUGACGUUUUUGCCAAGGAGAUUUUAUUCGCACAAUUGUACAUCUAACCAAGAUGUUUGGUGCAGUAUUCUCAAUGAAAAAAAAUGUGUGCAUUAGAAAGGAGUCGUCUCUUGUUGAAUGACAACAAAGACUUUAUGGAAGAAUCCCUACUGUUGACCAAUCACCGAUGAAGGGCUGUUGACUUCGGCUCCCGAACUUCGGCUGGCCUUGAGAAAAAAUGUAGUGUGCCCGACCAGUCGACAAAACCCUUACCGAAGCCCAAAACGAACAAAAACAUCAGAAAAUAUAAUCAUAAUAUAUACACAUACUCUUCUGAAAUGUUUAGGCUGGGAAGCAUGCGGACGCCUUUAGAAUAACCCAUAGCUGUGUGUUAUUCACAAACUGGCUAUAUAAUUGGCUCUUGUGCCUUAUUCUGUCAAUCCAAUUCAGAAUGAAAUCAUCAUAUUUAUUGUGUUCUCUAUUUUUGUCCUAGAAAUGGCAAGACAAUUGAGCCAACUCCAAAGAAGCAAGCUGGUUGAUUUUUAUUUUAUUAAUUUUUUACCAGGGAAUAGCAGCUGAGGCCACAGCCCUGACAGUGGAUGUGGUGGUGGUAUCAAGAGAAAAGAGAAUUUAGCCUACUCUAUUUUCUUCUAUUAUUUGUCCUGCAUCUACCUAUUAUGUCAUAUCCUGAAUGGGAUGUUUGUCUCUGGACAGCCAAUAACAGAUAAGGGACAACAAAUAAAGAACCUUGAUGAUAGGAUUGUCAACUCUCCCAGUUUGGCCUGGAGUCUCCUAGAACUGGACUUCAUAUCCCAAUCGCUGCUGUUAGAAAAAUGUCUUCUAGCUUGACCCUGUAGGAUUACCCUUUAUGUUUCUAGGUAGAACCCUUUUCGAAGUUUCACAGUCAGCCUGGGAGUUAGGUGUUCCAUUCAAAUCUACUCAUGUGUGUCGGCUCCACAGGGUGACCGUGGUCAGGCCCAGUGGACCUCAAGGGCCCCGCAGACGUACCGUGGGCCAGCCAAGCCCCGGCGGACCUCCCGGGCCCCCCAGACCCCUAGUGCCAUCAACAGCUGA